GUCUCCGGCCAGAACCACCUGUCACCUCCUUCGAUACGUUUAAUAUCGCGCGCGUGCGGAAUCUUUUCGAGCCGAGUGUCAAUUGAAGUUACUCUUGGUCAACCGAUUUCUGCAUCCGAUUUCGUACUUCCCCCCGGACCAGAUAUGUCAAAAUACACGCUGCUACUGCUGCUGCUAAUCGCUGCGGUUGCGCAGGAAUUAACUGUAUCGGCUGCGCAAGAUUUGCCCGAAGGCUUUCCCAAGUGCAAACGGGAUGCGAACUUCGACAAGUGCCUGGUGGAUGCCGUCAAUGUGGCGAUACAGCAGCUCAAACCUGGCAACAAGGAAUUCGGCAUCCCGCCCCUCGAGCCGCUGACCGUGAAGAAACUCGUUAUAGACGCCGGCAAUGCGCCAAUAAAUCUGCGCCAGGCCUUGAAGAAUGUGAAGGUGCACGACAUGAUCUCCACCAGCAAGAUCCAGCGGUACAGAACGGAUCUCGAGAAGCACUUGAUUAUCUGUGAUAGCCGAACGGACCGGAUCGAGAUGAUUGGGGACUACGAAAUGUCUGGCCGCAUCCUGCUGUUGCCCAUUACUGGCCAUGGAAAAGCUAAUGUCACCCUGAUCAACACGAAGAUCGAGCAUCGCCUGAUCGGCGAACCCUUCGAGCGGGAUGGUGUGAAGUAUAUGCGGCUCAAGGACUAUCGCGUGGCUUUCGAUCCGAAGAGGGUGUACAUGAACUUCGAGAACCUUUUCAACGACAAAACCCUCUCUGACGGCAUGAACAGAUUUCUUAACGAAAACUGGGAGACGGUGUUCAAUGAGCUGAAGGUCGGUUAUGCCAAGAGUUUCGGUCUCAUCUUUCGGGAGUUGUCAAAUAAACUGUUCGAGAAAGUGCCCUUUGAUAAUAUAUUCUUAAGUUAAGUGCUUAUCGACUUACCUAUUAGGUAAUGCCUAAUUUAUGUUACUAAUUAGUUAAUAAAGGACUUAAAACAUU
Messenger RNA from Drosophila elegans, 973 nucleotides. It is a transcript of the gene Jhbp12, whose product is annotated as protein takeout. Lineage: Eukaryota; Metazoa; Arthropoda; Insecta; Diptera; Drosophilidae. The record is from RefSeq and is a predicted model, not a curated record. Bases 145 to 900 code for a protein of 251 amino acids. The transcript has 4 exons.